Molecule: messenger RNA, 501 nt
Organism: Funneliformis caledonium
Lineage: Eukaryota; Fungi; Glomeromycota; Glomeromycetes; Glomerales; Glomeraceae
Source: the annotation of a GenBank genome assembly
GUUUUAAAGAAGAAUAGAGGUGCUACAGAUGAUAAGAUCAUCAAGGCAUAUAAGAAAAAACAAGCUUCAGCUUUUAGUAAGUCUCAACUGAUGGUAAAGGUCAGGAAAACCUUAUCCGUUUCAUACGUUUGUCUUCGCAAAGAAGAUAGUGGUGGAUAUCCGCCUUGUUAUCCAAUUGCAGAUAUCUUGGCUAGACAAAGAAGGCUUAAUGAUGGAAUCAGACGAAAUGUUGACAUGAUCAAAGACACAAUGGAAGCGAAAAUGAAAGAAAUCAUUGUGCAACUUCCAUCUGAGACUGCAAAUGCUAAUGAUCCCAGCUAUUUCACAGAAUUGGGAAAUUUUGUAUCCAAAUACUGGAACUCGACAACAGCAUGUUUGAAAGGACUCUGGAGAAUUGAUAAUUAUGAAGUCAAAUCACAGUUCUUAUUUAUUUUUGAUGAAGUAAAGAUCCUGAAUGAAAAGAAGAAAGGAGAGAUCUGGAGCAACUUUGAGAUAUUGUGA